This is a messenger RNA of Guyanagaster necrorhizus, 165 nucleotides long. RefSeq lists its product as uncharacterized. The record is from RefSeq and is a predicted model, not a curated record. The transcript has a single exon. Lineage: Eukaryota; Fungi; Basidiomycota; Agaricomycetes; Agaricales; Physalacriaceae. The annotation marks the transcript as partial.
GAAGCUAUGAAGAAAGCUAUCUGGCUCCAUGCACUGCCUCAUGGCAUCAAUUUUAUCCAGGAGAGGCUGACAUCACUUCUUUGCAAUAAUAACAGUGCAAUUAAUCUCUCUGAAGAUUCUUCCCUGCAUGCAUGUGUCAAAUGCAUCAACAUCAAAUAUCACUUU